UUCCGAUGUCCAAUAGCAUGCUUUUUACAUUUGUUACUUUUUUUUACAUAUCAUUCUUAGAUAUGUAAAUUUUUGUAUUCUUCGAGGAUUAUUUCUACAUACGACGUCAAAACUGAGGUUUUUACAUUUACAAGAGGGAGUUUGCACUCUUGAUUCUCAUUCUUUGAAUUCACGAAUGUUUUUUGAUACGAUAGAUUCAAAAUACUGCUGUGCGCAGAGGAAAAUACCGAACAUAUAUUGAAAAGAAAUAUUACAUGUUGAAUCCAUUUACACCUGUAAAAAAUGGAGAUGUUAUGUACUGUGGGAAGGAUAGUUGAUAUAUCUGAACCAAUAUUGGCAGAAGACAGCUCAUUUUCUAGACUGGCGUUAUCAUUGACAGCAAUCUUAGAACAGUUAGAUAAACGAGAUGAUGCUACAACUCAAGAUUAUCUCGUUGCUCUGCUGCUUGUUUUAUUAGCAGAAUCUGGGUUUCGUGUUGCGUCUGUUACUAACAGUUCAAUGUGGGAGCAAAAUACAAGAAUGGUUCAUAUACCUGCAGAUUGGAAGACAUCAGAAAAAAAUAUACGGUAUAAAAUAAAUCUUGUAUUGAACAACUUGCAGAAUACUCAAUCAGAUUUAAUUGUGUUUAAUUUGGAAGAUAAAUUGGUAGUCAAUUUGUGUUCACGCAUAGGAGAGCAACAGAUGUAUAGUAUGAUUGUAGAUACCUUAAAGUAUGUAAACCCACACACAAGUAAUUCAUGUUUACGAUAUAUGAAUCUUAAGGAUAUAUCGCAUAGAUUUAAAGAUCAAUUGUGUACACCUAUACGUUCAAACAUAUUAUCAACUUUAAAUUUGAGUAAUCCUAGUUUUCUGGGCCUGCCAUUAGAAUUACAAAUUGAAAUUGCAUCUAUGCUGGAUACUUGGGAAAUAUGCCGUUUGGCACGAUGUUCAAGGACCCUUUUUGAUAUUUGUUUAGAUCCGAUGUUGAACCUAAAGCUGAAUAAAAAAAAACCGAAGGUGGAUAAACUAAAUGAGAAUCUUUAUCGUAUGUACAAGCGUCUUAAACGAGAAUGAAACACUUACAGCUAAUUUGGACAAUAAAUUGUGAGAUUAUUCUGAAAGUUUUAUCAAAAUGCUCUAUACAGUAUAUGCCAUGUAUGAGCACAUUUAUGAUUAACAGGAAUGUUAUUUUUUCUAUUGUUUUGAUAGUAAAAGUUAAUUUAAUGAAUUAUUUCUAUUAUGAUUAUGUUUGAAACUGCCAAAUAUUUACGGU
This is a messenger RNA of Linepithema humile (Argentine ant), 1252 nucleotides long. It is a transcript of the gene ntc, whose product is annotated as nutcracker. The record is from RefSeq and is a predicted model, not a curated record. Lineage: Eukaryota; Metazoa; Arthropoda; Insecta; Hymenoptera; Formicidae. Gene Ontology annotation, biological process: positive regulation of autophagy of mitochondrion. Gene Ontology annotation, molecular function: protein kinase binding.